AUGUCACGUGUUGGGCUCUUCCCAUCCAAGAACAUGCCCUCCUUCUCUAGCUGUGGUACUUGCGUCAUCGUCCUCCGCUUCUCUAAGGCUGGUGCUGCGAGCUUUGAGUCUUUGGCGGAGAUGAACAGCCAACAGGCCAGGGGCCCGCGAUUGGAAGAUUCCAUUUACUGGGAGGGAACGAGAAAGCAAGAACAGGCCAAAAUGGGAGGAAGGGAUGCUAAUAGAGACAAAGAACGCACAGAACCAGAAGCACAGGCUGGUGAGAUACAUUCAACCGCACGCGCAAGACGCUCUGAACAUGGAUCUCCUCAAGCAAGCAAGCAUCGAGCGUUAUUCAAUGAAUAG
Molecule: messenger RNA, 345 nt
Organism: Fusarium odoratissimum NRRL 54006
Lineage: Eukaryota; Fungi; Ascomycota; Sordariomycetes; Hypocreales; Nectriaceae
Exons: 2
Coding region: 1-345 (114 amino acids)
Source: RefSeq, a predicted model, not a curated record